This is a messenger RNA of Chara braunii, 923 nucleotides long. The record is from the annotation of a GenBank genome assembly. Lineage: Eukaryota; Viridiplantae; Streptophyta; Charophyceae; Charales; Characeae.
CCGACGUACAUUCCCCCCGCCCCUCGCGACUUUUUCCCCGACCCUCGCCCCCACUUUCUUUUUUGAAAACAAAAAACAAAGAAACGUCAAAGGGGGGUCUUCACCGCCAUCCCCCCCCGACCCUUCCCCGAACCUUUUCCCCCAUGUUUAACCCCUACGUACUCCCCGAGUCCCCAACCCACUUCCCCCAUUUCCCACCGAUCAUUACCCCCCAUGGAGGAGGACGACGACGAGGAAGGGAAGAGGAGGAGGUGGAGGGUGAGGAGGAGGAGGACGAAGAAGAGAACGGGGAGGCGGAGGUGGCGUCGAUCAACAAAGCGGCGGCGGCGAUGGGGCAAGCGGUGGCGGCAAUGGAGGCGACCGCGGUAAUGGAGGUGGAUGCGGCAAUGGAGGGGGAGGCGGACGCGGAGUCGGAGAUGGAGGAGGAGAAGAAGGGCGCCGAGGAGGGAGAACAGGAGGAGGACGAAGAAGAGAAGGAAGAGGAGGUAGAAGAGAAAGAGGAGGAGACAAAGGAGGAGGAGGGAGAGAGGAAGAAGAAGAGGAGGAGGACGAGGACGAGAAGGGGGAAGAAGAAAAUGAGGAAGAAGCACAAAAGCCUCAAGAAGGUGGAGGCGAAGUCGGAGGAGGAGGAGGAAGAAGAGAAAGAGAAGGAGGAGGAGGAGGAGGAAGACGAAGAGGAGGACGAAGAAGAGGAGGACGAAGGAGGAAGAAGAAAAAGAAGAGGAGGCGAAGGUGGAGAUGGACAAGGAAAAGAAGGAGAGGGAAGAGGUCGAAGUGGAGGAGGAGAAGGAGACGGAGGAAGACGAAGAGGAGGAGGAGGAGGAGAAGAAGGAAGACGAAGAGAAGAAUAAGAUUUUUUCCCGCGUUCACUCUACGCGCGGAUAUGGUGUUUUUCAAUUUUUGAAUUAGCGUAGGACUUUGGA